GUAAAAGCGCAUUUCAAAAUCAUCACACAUGAGGGCAUUUCUUUGAGAAGUUUAUUAGAUCCAGUGGAAAGGAAUUAUGACAAUACGAGCAUUAAUAAUUUCAAAUUUCCUGGCAUUUUGUGUCAUAGCAAAUCCAAGAAAAAAUGAGCUUAACAACUCCAAGAAAAGCGUGGAACCGACCGUGUUUUGGCCCAUACUCAGAUCCCGACACAACAUCACCGACCCCCAGUACAGUGUGGCUUUCCUUCACUCUGUCACUAUGGUAACGAACCCGCCAACUUCUCUCCCAUAUCCAAUACACUUUUUGAAGUUCUCGGGUACUUCCGACUCUUUUGCUGAGGCUCCUUGGGAUGUGAACAGUUUUUCGACCAACACUUCAAUGGCAAUCCUGUUAUAUCUAUAUUUCGAAGAACCAAUGCAAAAUGCAACUUUAAUCCAGUUUGAAGGUAACAGUGGCGGAUUUGAACUGAUGUUGGAAAGCGGCAUUUUGAAAGCUCGGUUUCACUCCCUUGAUGGAACAAAAUUCGAACACAGUGCCCCAGAAUUCGACCUUAAAGCCCACGAGUGGCAUUUUGUUGGCGCCGAGUACAACCACCUAUGGGAUCCCGACGACCAGUUUGAUUUGCUGUACGUCAGCGAGUCUGCAUUCAAUGCGACAGCCCAUGUCUCCACGCUUCGUAAUGUCGGUAACAUUCCAGAUAUCGAUAUCAGUGGAUGUCUGCGCAUUGGGAAAAACUUUAACGGAGAAAUGGCAUUUCAUGGGUAUAUGUCAUGCCUUCAGUUUUAUGAAGUCUCGGUUUACCACCCGAAGGACAUUCUCAAGGACCCGUUUGUAAAAUGUGACCCCAACCUAUGGACGAUGGACUGGGAUACAACAGCAGAUUUUAUUCCAGAAGCAUCUCCUUUUUGCGUGUCAGAUGUUACAACUACACAGCAAAUGACGCCAACUGAGCAUUUCUCAGCAUCGACAACAGAGUACGGAUCAGCAAUUCGGCAGUUCACUACACAACCUGUAACAACAUUCGAACAAUCAACCAUAUUGGACAUGUCAACGAUACGGACUGGGACAACUGACAAACAAUCAACGACGCAGUCUGGAUCAACAGUCAAGCAGUCCACGACAAAGCCCGAGUCGACAGUCGAGCAACUGUCGACAAAACAAGAGUCGACAGUCGAUCAUCUGUCGACAAAGCAUGGAUCAACGGGUUAUCAAGAAACUACGACACUGUCUGGAUCGACAGACGAGGUAUUAACGACAAAGCCGGGGUCCGCAGGUGUACAAUUGACGACAGAUCCAUUAGUUCCGGGGUCCACAGUCGAGCAACACAGCACUAGACAUGGAUCGACGGUAGAGCAAUUUACGACGAAGACUGGGUCAUCUGUCAAGCAACCAUACACAUAUUCUGAAUCGACAGUUCAACAAUUCACUACAGAUUCGGGGUCGACGGUCGAUCAACAAACGACAAAGCACGAAAUGACGGUAGAUCAAAUUACGACAGGGUAUGGGUCACCUGCCAAACAUCCAACAACCUUGUCUGGAUCGAAAUUCGAACUAACAAAUGCAAAGUCGACACUCGAGAAUCUCACAUCGCAUUCUGGGUCGACAGUCGAACAAUUCACAACACAAUCUGGGAUGAAAUUCGGGUCAGGAUCGGGAUCGACAAUUCCGCCAUCAAAUAUUUCCUCCACAGCAGCAAAACCAACCCUUUGGUCCUUUGAGUCCCCUUUAGAACGCUGCGUUCGAUUUGAAAAACUGUCGAGCAAUCGAGCAAUCAGGGUUGCAGAUUUAGGUGUGUACACUUUCACAACGAUGUCGGAAUGUGUACAUCAAUGUCUUACAAAUGACAUGUGUUUGGCUAUUUCCGUUGAAUACGUUGGUGGUUCUGUUCUCUGCUCAACCAGUUCCGAUUAUUCCAGCACAGCGCUCGCUCCUGGACACGAAACUUAUUACCGAUUUUAUAUAUAAAAUCUAGUUUUGCAGUAUAUUGAUAAGACUAUAUAUGAAGGUUAAUUACCAUCUUUUCUGAAAAAUAUUAGGAUAUAUACAUGUACGUAAAAUAAAUCAAUAAUUUUAUUUUGGUAUAUAACGUGUUGUUGAGUUGUGACGUCGUACAAUAUGAUGCCAUCCUUUUCUGUGACUUUCUGGCACUCAUUCAAAACCCCACUUACUAGUAUGUUGGAAAUAUUUUAUUUAUGAUAUAGAAAGAAUAUGGAAUUGUUGUAAACGCAUGAAAAAUGUUAAUCCGAAAGAAAUCAAGAAUAAUAUUUAUUUUGAAUAAAUUGGUAUGCAAAGACGAUUUAAACAAACUUAGUACAGCUAAGAGGUUCAAGGGGCAAUGCACUGUACCUAUCAUUAAA
Messenger RNA from Magallana angulata, 2358 nucleotides. RefSeq lists its product as uncharacterized. The transcript is spliced from 4 exons. The record is from RefSeq and is a predicted model, not a curated record. Bases 77 to 1966 code for a protein of 629 amino acids. Lineage: Eukaryota; Metazoa; Mollusca; Bivalvia; Ostreida; Ostreidae.